UUUUUCCCUCAAAUUGUAUUUUGAAGUCAACUGAAAGAACGUUUUCUGGGAGUGGCUGUAUAUGAUAUACCCAGUGGCCAAAGUGAGGAGAACAGCUGAAGGGGGAAGACAGAGCGUCUGCUGCUGAAAGGAGCAAAGACUGAAGGCUGCAGGAUGAAGACCUCUGGAACUUGUAUACUGCUGUGUCUCUUAUCACUUUCUUUGUCCCCAUCUGACUGGUAUCCAUGGGCAGUACACGGGCAAGAACCAGAAUCCAUAACUGAUGAUCCUAGCACUGACUUGCUCAUCAGCACCUCAGCUGCAGCUGUAACACCGCCUGUCCUUCUUAGCCCUGUUCAGUCUGACACUGAAGCCACAACAGCUGCAUCAGAUUGUCGGGAAGAGCAGUUCCCUUGCACACGCCUCUAUUCUGUUCAUAAACCAGUGAAGCAGUGUAUCAGCUACCUCUGUGUUACCAGUGUGCGUCGCAUGUACAUAAUAAACAAGGAGGUGUGUUCUCGCAUUGUCUGCAAGGAGAAUGAGGUCAUGCAAGAUGAGAUCUGUCGCCAGCUGGCUGGCCUUCCUUCUCGACGUCUCCGCCGCUCUGGGCGGCCCCUGAACCUCCCUUGCAGACAGCUCCUGGACCAGCAACGCAGAAGGCGUGAUGCUCAGUAAAAUACCAUGAGUAGAAGAGAAAGGAGAAAAGAGAAAUAAUCUACUCAGAUAAUCCACUGUGUAUAACCAAGACAAGUCCUGCUUGCCUUUUUUGUUUGUUUUCCCACCAUUUUCUUGCUGCUUGGCCUUCCCCCACAUCCUCUUCUUCAGGUACUGCACACAGAGUCCCCUUUCUCCUAUUCUGUCAUGGUAGCUGCUGUUACACACUAAAUCUGCUGAGAGUAUGUGAUGCUGCCUUCUUU
Nothoprocta perdicaria is the source of this 896-nucleotide messenger RNA. It is a transcript of the gene MFAP5, whose product is annotated as microfibril associated protein 5. Gene Ontology annotation, biological process: embryonic eye morphogenesis. The record is from RefSeq and is a predicted model, not a curated record. Bases 154 to 654 code for a protein of 166 amino acids. NCBI's taxonomy places the organism in Eukaryota, Metazoa, Chordata, Aves, Tinamiformes, Tinamidae. Gene Ontology annotation, cellular component: microfibril. The transcript is spliced from 9 exons.